Molecule: messenger RNA, 3276 nt
Organism: Theobroma cacao (cacao)
Lineage: Eukaryota; Viridiplantae; Streptophyta; Magnoliopsida; Malvales; Malvaceae
Product: putative disease resistance protein At1g50180
Biological process (GO): defense response to other organism
Molecular function (GO): ADP binding
Source: RefSeq, a predicted model, not a curated record
AUGGAAGAGGCUAUUGUGUCCUUAGCUAUUGAAAGAAUAUCCGAUUUACUCAUUCAGGAAGCUGUUUUCCUGCUUGGAGUUCGUGACGAAGUGGAGGGCCUCAAGGCUGAACUUGAGCGGAUGAAGAGCUCCUUGAAGGAUGCGGACAAAAAGCCAGACCAAAAUGAGCUUACCCGCACUUUGGUGAGACAAAUCAGUGAUCUUGCUUAUGAAGCAGAAGAUGUUAUUGACUCCUUCAUUCUUCAAGUAGCACAUCGAGGAGGCUUUCAUGGAAUAAUCGAGAGAUUCACCAAGCCUUUUCAUCUGCACAAAAUCGGGGUGAAGGUCAAAGCAAUCCAGACUAAGCUUGAAGGUCUUUCUAAGGCUCUUCCAGCUUAUAAUCAGAUAUCUGGUGGAGAGGGGUCUAGCUCUAUUUUCGAGAUGCAGCAGCGGUUAAGGAGAACAUAUACACAUGUUGAGGAAGAGGAUGUCGUUAGCUUGCAAGGUAUCACAAAUGAGGUUUUGGCUCAGCUGAUGACAGAAGCAGAUAGACCUCAUGUCGUUGUUUCGAUAGUCGGCAUGGGGGGCAUUGGUAAGACCACUCUUGCAAAAAAAGUAUACAAGCAUAUUGAUGUGAGACAAUCUUUUGAUUGUUUUGCAUGGGCUUUUAUAUCUCGACAAUGUAUGCCAAGAGAAGUUUUGCAUGAUCUCCUCAUAAAACUUCUCACUCCUUCUAAAGAAGAAAGGAAGCUAAUUGAUAAACUGCAAGAGAACGAGUUGAUGGAAAAGGUUUAUAAUUUGUUGAAAGAAAAACGAUUCUUGGUGGUCUUUGAUGAUAUUUGGAGAAACGAGCAUUGGAAUAUUCUCAAGCCUGCUUUUCCACGAGGAAAAAGGGGAAGCAAAAUUUUAUUUACAACACGCCACAAGGAAGUGGCCUUACAUGCUGAUCCUUGCAACUUCCCAAUAGAGCUUCCACUCCUUACAGAUGAUGAAAGUUGGAAACUUUUUAGAAUGAAGGCAUUCCCAGGAAACAGGACAGAGUUUCAUACUUGCUUAGAAGAAUUGGAGAUGCUAGGAAGAAAAAUGGUAAAAAAAUGUGGAGGUCUACCUUUGGCAAUUGCUACGUUGGGAGGCUUGCUAGCAACAAAAAGGUCACGAGCUCAGUGGGAGAUGGUUCACAAAAAUAUCAAUGCACACUUAAACAAGUUUCAACAACAAGAUCAUCAUUAUGGUGGAGUGAAUGGGAUUUUGGCUUUAAGCUACAAUGAAUUGCCAUUUCAUUUAAAACCUUGCUUCCUAUAUCUUGGCCAUUAUCCAGAAGAUUGGGAGAUCUCAAAAAAGGAACUCAUUCAAUUAUGGAUUGCUGAAGGUUUCAUUUCACCAUCAUGGGAAAGCAGGGGAAUGCUAAUGGAAGAUGUAGCUGAACAAUAUUUAGAAGAGCUAAUAGAUAGAUGUUUGGUUCAAGUUGGAAAGAGGGACCAUACAGGAACAGGUGUGAAAACAUGUCGCAUACAUGAUCUCUUGAAGGACUUGUGCGUGCUAAAAGCUCAAGAGGAGAAUUUCUUGGAAAUUAUUCAGCCAUCAUUGAUCGAUAAUGAUAGUACUUCUCUUUACGUGACUUUGACAGCAUCAAUGGCACGAAGAGUUGCUAUUCAUCCUAGCAAAAGGUACGUUUCUUUGAAAGGAAAGCAUCCAAACUUACGUACUCUUUUGCUCUUUCAGAACGAAGAAUUGAUAAAAUUUCACAUUUCAAAAUGCAAUGAUUUCAAAUUCUUAAGGGUGUUGAAUCUGUUAAGAAAUGAUGUGUCCGAAUGGCAUGUGCCAAGUGAAAUUGGUAAUUUACAUCAUUUGAGGUAUUUGAAGUUAGAAUCUUCAGAAAUCAUCUUGCCACGGUCUAUUGGCAAGUUGAAGAGUUUACACACUUUAUACCUCCCAAAUGCUAAUGUAAGAAUUCCUAAUAUUUUAUUCAAGUUGAGACGUUUAAGGCAUAUUGUAUUAGGUGCUGUAUUUACAAGACAUGUGCCUUUGCUGCUAAGAGAUACUUUAAGAAAUAUCGAGACUUUAAAGUACAUAAGGGUCAUGACUUUAAUUGAAAAUAAUGCAGUGCUCGACUUGACUAAUAUUCGGAGUUUAGGAAUAACUUUUGAGAGAUCAAAAGAUGUGGAGCCUUUCCUAAGAGCAUUGAUCGAAUCACACCGCCUUUCGUCAUUGUUCAUUGAUUUUGAGGAUUCAACCACAUGUUCAAACUUGGAACCCCUUUCUCAGUGCAAUCACCUCUCAAAACUAUACUUAAGCGGAGAGAUACAAGAAGAUCCGCAUUUGAGCCAUCAUGUUUUGAAUUUUCUACCAGCAAACAUCGUCAAGUUAACUUUGUUGUUUUCUAAGAUGAACCAGGAUCCAAUGGUUGUAUUGGGAAAGCUGCCUAAUUUGAGGAUUCUUAAAUUACUUUCGAAUUCAUAUGAGGGGAGUAAAAUGGUUUGCUCUGCCAAUGACUUUCUUCAACUUGAAUUUCUUGAUAUUUGGCUUUUAUCCGAAUUAGAAGAGUGGCAGAUAGGGGAAGGCGCAAUGCCACGUCUCCAGAGUUUAAAUCUUCUGGCGCUUCAUAAUUUGAGGAUGUUUCCAGAAGGGUUGAGGUAUAUUACUGCUCUUCAAGAAAUGAAAUUAAAAUACUUUAGGAGGCCAUUGGUAGAGAGGAUUCAAGUCAUAGACGGAAGAGAAGGAGAGGAUUUCUCUAAAGUGCGCCACAUACCCUCCAUCCAAAUAAGUGAUACGCUGGAAGAUUGAAAACUCUAAUUUUGCAAUUUCAAAUCCUCAACUCAAAGUUGUUGCAGGUAAAUCUAAUCGGCAUUGAAAUACAUUUAGUGCCAAUAAGGUGGCGACUUGAUAGGAGGUGAGGUUGGAUACAUAAUUUCCAAGGAUUAUGAGGUGAUCAAGUCCUCUGCUUUUUGGUUUUCAAUGGGAUGAUUCAAACUUCUCUCUGGUUUCAUUCGGCUUUGUUUGCUUGGUGAUGCCACGGUUGUUGUGAUGUUUACUAUUGGCUGAUUUCCUCUUUUGAUUGGUUUGGACAUUUUUGCUUUGGAGCUGCCGUGGUGUCUUUGUGUUGUUGUUUUUGGAGCAUCUCCCUGGUUCUGUUUCUCUGUGAUGUUGGUUAAGGAAAUGUUAUGAACCUGGUGGUGUGCUGCUUGUGUUCCUUGUUGAUGAUGUCUUUGUCUCGGGUGUUUUCUGGUUGAGCGUUUUGGAUGAAUGAGGCUCUUUGUCUUUUCUUUUUAUGAAUUGUGAGAGCGUGUAAGUGUUGAA